CCCAAAUGCCCCUCCCCCUCCGCCGAAUUGCAACGUCGCUUAGAGACUGCAGACCCCUCUUGUCAACUCCUGUCCACAGCAAGGGCCCUUUGACGUCUCAAACUCCUUUUGAUUUUACAGCACGCCGCCUCAUCUCCCGUCAAGCUUUCUACAGGCAUAUUAGCGAUACAAAGAUGGCACCGCAACUUGAGCCGUUUUUUAAACAGGUCGACGACCUAUCUGGUUCCUUCAUUGACAGGCUACGAAAGGCUGUUGCCAUUCCUUCUAUUUCUGCGCAAGAUGAGAACAGAAAAGAUGUUUUCAAGAUGGCGCAAUUUCUCGCUUCUGAGCUUGAAGCUUUGGGGGCCGAAGUAGAACAACGACCGCUAGGGAAACAACCCGGCAAGGAGCAUCUUGACCUACCUCCAGUCGUAGUUGCUCGGUAUGGCAAUGACAAGAACAAGCGUACCAUCCUUGUUUAUGGGCAUUAUGACGUGCAGCCUGCCUUGAAAGAAGACGGCUGGGCGACAGAACCCUUUGAACUAACUGUUGAUGAUCAGGGAAGGAUGUUUGGACGAGGAAGCACUGAUGACAAAGGCCCUGUUCUAGGCUGGCUAAACGUAAUCGAGGCCCACAAGAAGGCCGGUGUGGACUUUCCGGUGAAUCUCCUUUGCUGCUUCGAAGGCAUGGAGGAAUACGGCUCGGAAGGUCUGGAGGAGUUCAUUCAGACUGAGAGCAAAGGAUUCUUCAAGGACGCAGAUGCUGUUUGCAUUUCGGACAAUUACUGGCUCGGGACAGAGAAGCCCUGUCUCACCUAUGGUCUUCGUGGGUGUAAUUAUUAUUCCGUGAGCGUGUCUGGCCCUGCUCAGGAUCUGCACAGCGGAGUAUUUGGGGGCUCUGCCCACGAGCCGAUGACUGACUUGGUGAAUAUUCUCUCCAAACUUGUGGAUCCCCAGGGAAACAUCUUGAUCCCUGGCCUAAUGGACCUUGUUGAGCCCUUGUCUGAGGAGGAGAAAUCCUUAUACCCAAAUAUCAGUUACACUAUGGAUAACCUCCAUGAGUCUUUGGGCAGCGAAACGGGCAUCCAUUCCACCAAGGAGAGAACUCUCAUGGCGAGAUGGAGAUAUCCUUCCUUGUCUAUUCAUGGUAUCGAGGGUGCUUAUUCUGCCCCCGGGGCUAAGACUGUGAUUCCAGCCAAGGUAAUCGGCAAAUUCUCCAUUAGGACAGUGCCGAACAUGGAGAGUGAGGAUGUGAACAAGCUCGUGUUCGAUCACAUCAAGUCAGAAUUCGCCAAACUCAACAGUAAGAACAAGUUAGACGUGUGGCUCCAGCAUGACGGAAAAUGGUGGGUUGCCAGUCCCAAGCACUGGAAUUUUACUGCUGCAAGCAAGGCUGUUCAGCAGGUCUUUGGUGUUGAGCCUGAUAUGACCCGCGAAGGGGGCAGUAUUCCGGUCACAUUGACAUUUGAGCAAGCCACUGGGAAGAACGUUUUGCUUUUACCAAUGGGCAGCUCAACUGAUGCUGCGCAUUCUGUGAACGAGAAACUUGAUAAGAGAAAUUACAUCGAAGGAACUAAAUUGCUGGGGGCUUAUCUGCACUAUGUCGCAGAGGAACCCAUGGACGAAUAAGAGCUUGCACUACCCUGCUGUGUUCCAGCCUUCAUGCCGGGUAGUGUGCUUGCUUUGCUCUUAUGGAACACAGGGCAUACAGAUUUUCGUCUUGUCAUUUGAUCUUCCCUUUCCCAUGGAACAUCUGCCCUGUACAUAUCGUUCAACAAUCCACUCUAUCUCUUGACUGAUACCGUGCUGAAGCUUGUCUUGGACCGCUGUGCACCACCAUCGCGUAAUACAGUUAGCAUGAUGAUAACUCAUCGCCUUUAUCGUCAUAAUGUGUGAAGUUCCGGCGUUGCAUCUUGGAAACCACCGAUAUGACCUACUGCCAUCAAAUGGGUAUGGGUCCCCAUGUAUAUUACGCUCAUGCACAAG
Messenger RNA from Aspergillus saccharolyticus JOP 1030-1, 1964 nucleotides. RefSeq names its product M20 family dipeptidase. Gene Ontology annotation, biological process: proteolysis. Bases 6 to 1607 code for a protein of 533 amino acids. NCBI's taxonomy places the organism in Eukaryota, Fungi, Ascomycota, Eurotiomycetes, Eurotiales, Aspergillaceae. The transcript has 5 exons. Gene Ontology annotation, molecular function: metallodipeptidase activity. The record is from RefSeq and is a predicted model, not a curated record.